GACAGACAGUGACGCACCGUACCGUUGCAGUUUAUUGGUAUAAAAGUAAUGAAGGAAUGUGUAUGAAACAAAAAAAAUUGUUGCAACAGAUUGAAAUGAAUACCAAGUUAAACACCAUUUGUCUGAUCGCUCUUCUCUGCACUGUGGUGACAGUUAAUUCAGAAAUUUGUGACAAUGGUGCCAUCCGGCUUGCUGAUAAGGUGUCCUUCCUGGAGGGUAGGCUAGAGGUAUGUAUCCACAAUGAAUGGGGAACAGUAUGUGACGAUGGAUUUGAUGACAAUGAUGCGAAUGUGGUCUGUAAGCAGUUGGGAUUCUCAAGUCAAGGUGCUACGGCAGUCCAGGGUGUUGUUAGUGGUGGCAUUUCAUAUGGAGAAGCAAUUGGUCCAGUGUUUCUUCAAUACCUAAAUUGCUCUGGAGCUGAGGACACACUCUUUGAGUGCCCAACAGAUACAAGUUGCGAUCAUAGAGAAGAUGCAGGGGUUAUUUGUAUGAGACCCGAAGGUGUGCUGAUAGUACUAGGUGGUCGACUCUACGGCAAUAACAGUGUCGUCUUUAUUGAGGACAUAGGUGAUGAUGAUGGGAGGAAUAACACUGUUCAGAAUGACGUAUUUCAAGGCAAUGCUCUUAAUUGCAUAACAGACAAAAGUGCAUCGCAAGGAAAUGUCAACGGUCACUGGAUUUUCCCCAACGGAAGCAUUGUGUCGACUGACAGCUCCAAUGAGAUGUUUGUAAGUAAAGGGGAUAAUCAAACAGUUAAAUUGAAGUAUCAAGGGGGAGUGUUCGAACCAGGCAUUUAUUGUUGUCAAGUACCUGACCAACAAAAUGUGAUGCAGAGUGUUUAUGUGGGAAUUUACAGUAACACGUCAUCAAGUAAAGGAAGUGUGACUGUGUCAAACUUAACAUAUGACAGACUAACACAGACGUUAGAAUGCAACACAACGGGUGGACCUGCAACAAACCUUAUUUGGUCAAAAGACAACGUCCAAAUAGAUUUACCUAGUAUGGGAAAAUACAUAUUCUCGCAAGAAGUGAUUGAUCCUUUGACAGCAGUGUACAGGAACAAACUAAGAAUAUACGAUAAGGGAAAAUUAGACUCGGGUACAUACGAAUGUAUAGCAAAGAAUAUACUGAGUGAGGACAGCUUUCAAAUCAUAAUUUCAGUUUGCAGAGAUGGUGAAACACGACUCUUAAAUAAGAAUGAUAUAACACUUGAUAUAUGCAGUAACGACCAGUGGUUCACGCUGAGAGAAAAUCUGGUGCAAGCAUCAACACAACAAAACUUUCCUAUCCUACUAACUGCCAACUCAACUUUUGUAACAUUCAACUUCAGUACCAUUCAAAGUAUCAAAAAGUUUGAUAUGAGUUGUUCUACUGAUUCUGGUUCAACUUCUAGUCAAAGUGUUGCUGUUCAAUCUUCUUAUGGGUUGUUCGAAAACUCUCUGUAUCAGCUGCAACCAUCUACAAACUACCAAUGUUGCAUUACCCUCUACUAUGAGACAACCAAUUUACUUCAAGUGUUAAAUCAUGUCGAUCAACGCUGUGACUUCACUGUCACUAAUGCCUCUUCCUCUUCUAGGUCCGACUCAUGUAACAAUUUCUUUUGGCUGCUCAUUCUACUUGGAGCAGGAAUGUUACUUGCCCUUCUAAUUCUCGUGGCAGUAGUGGGAGCGUGGGUGAUAUCUUGCUCUAGAGGGAGAACAAGAUCUGGAUCAAACGAUGAUGACAUUACCAGCUUUAACCCAUCCUAUGAUGUACACAAGCCUAGGCAAGAUUCUGUAGCAGACAACCCUGUAUAUGGCUCACAUAUGCCUACUCCUGAGAUAAAUGCUGAUAACAAGGACUCAUUUUAUGCAAGUAUUGAUGAAAUCACACAGCCAAACGCUCGAUCACAGGCUGAACCACACGAUUCAGAGGAAAAUGCAUACAGCACUAUAUCGGGGAACAUCACCACUGUCAAGAAUCCUGUCUACGGUGGCUCAGUGAGAUAUUCCCAGUUGCAGUUUGGGAAGUUCCCAGUAGCUAAUUAAGACAUUAAUGAUUUGUGGAACCAAUUAUUUGUGUGUUUCUUACUACUACGGGUGACAUAAUUAUUUCUACACACUGAAAUUGUACAGACUUAUAAAAUUAUAUCCAUAACACUAUGAAAUUUACACUCAUAACAAUGGUUGUACACAAAGCUCUCAAUUGAAAUGCUUAUUUUAUAA
Molecule: messenger RNA, 2204 nt
Organism: Halichondria panicea
Lineage: Eukaryota; Metazoa; Porifera; Demospongiae; Suberitida; Halichondriidae
Exons: 7
Coding region: 57-2027 (656 amino acids)
Cellular component (GO): membrane
Source: RefSeq, a predicted model, not a curated record